AUGGCAGCAGGUGUAGGAUCUAUGGCCGGCAUCGGCGCUGCCGACGAUCCUCGUCUCGAUAACGACGGUUUUGGUAAUUCCGAUGGUCCUACAGCGCUUCGCCAGAAGCUACACGACCCCAGUAUCCCAAUCGAGGAGUACCUUUACUAUGCAAAGAUCACGCGGGCAGAAGAAGACCGUUUGUACGGACCGGGAAGUGAUUUUCAACAUACCGAUGGUGGUGCUACCGCCUUUGUCAAAGAGAAGAUCCUUCGCAAACGCCAUAUGCCUUCCGAAUCUGGCAAUGAUUCUUCCAACGAGAAGGCCAACAAGGAGAGAACCCAUGCACCGGUGACCAUCUCGGACGAGGAAUGGGUACAGGCCUCCCGAGCUGCGAGAACCGCUACCUGGUCCGCUGUCUUCUAUCUCAUCACCACUGAUAUCUUGGGCCCUUUCAGUACUGGAUACGCUUUCAGUCAAAUGGGUCUAGGACCUGGUGUUGCGCUCUUCACGGUCUUUGGCGCUCUUGCCGCUUACAGUGGUUACCAGCUGUGGCGUAUGUACCUCCAGCUCGAUAGUGAUCGCUACCCGAUGAAAGGAUAUGGCGACAUCGCUUUCCGCAUCUAUGGUGCAUGGUUCCGUCAUACUUGCAACGCCUUGCAGUCGUUCCAAUUCUUCUUGAACGUGGCGUUGAUCGUCCUGACCAGUGGUCAAUCCAUCAGUCAGCUGUCCAAGGGCAAACUGUGCUUCAUCGCCUGCAUGGCUGUUUGUACCAUCUUCGGCUGUCUCGUGGGCCAGAUUCGGACGCUGCAACGCUUCGGUUGGCUUGCUUCUUGGGCGGUGUUCCUCAACCUAUUCAUUAUCUUUGCAACUAUGGGUGUCAUGGCUCAUUCGCCACCCAACUACGCGCUCUAUGCGGCCUCAAACCCUGAUUUCGACAUAAACAAUCCUGACCCGAUAAAGGUUGCUGGAGGCUCCCCGCCUGGUCUUAGUCUGAAUGACAAUGUCAACGGACUCAUGAACGCUGUCUUCUCAUUCGGUGGCGCCACGCUUUUCGUCGAGUUGAUGGCGGAAAUGCGCCGCCCCAUGGACUUCUGGAAGGGACUACUCGCUGCCGACAUCCUCAUCUACCUCUGCUACAUGGUAUACGGCCUCUAUACUUACUGCAUGCAAGGACAAUAUGCGUAUAAUGUAUCAUACCAGGGCGUGUCCCCUUACGGCUGGCAGACUGCUUGCAACAUUAUCGGUCUCAUCACUGGUUUGAUAGCGGCUGUUCUGUACGGCAAUAUCGGCGUCAAAGUUCUUUACAACAACGUGGGACGAGACCUCUUCAAGUUCCCAAUCCUCGAAAGCAAGCGCGGCAAAUGGAUCUUCGUCUUCUUCGUUCCACUCUACUGGGUCGCUGCUUGGGUUAUCUCGCAGUCGGUGCCUCAGAUUAAUUCUUGGAUCGUGCUUGUCGGCGCUGGAUGUAUCCUGCAGUUCACUUACACAUUCCCCCCUUUCAUGAUGCUUGGUCUCAAGAUACAGCGUGACGCUAUCCUGCCCAACGAGACGUUUGAUCCUGCUACUGGUCAAGUCACUCAUGUUGACAGCGGUAUGAAGCGGUGGAUCCGUGGAUUCAAGAAAGAGCUUGCGUGGAACCUGUUUGACCUGUUCUUCUACCUCGGAUCUUGUGUCACUUGCAUCUUGGGUUUGGUUGCUGCCUUCACCACUAUGGUUGAUGCUUACAAGGAAUCUGUCAACUUGACGGCAUGGAAAUGCGAGUCGCCAACUGGCUAGAACAAACCUACAACGGCAACGCAUUAUCAAGGGCAGAAGGUUGUGCUGACGGUACUGAGACUUGCGUGGUUGUUGAGUGGAGGAAGGUGAAGAUGGUUUGAGGACACAAACAUGAUUGUUGAGCAAAGUGACUUUGUUCACGGUGAGAGACGUAUUUACAAG
Exophiala viscosa is the source of this 1920-nucleotide messenger RNA. RefSeq names its product transmembrane amino acid transporter protein-domain-containing protein. The record is from RefSeq and is a predicted model, not a curated record. Gene Ontology annotation, biological process: amino acid transmembrane transport. Bases 1 to 1758 code for a protein of 585 amino acids. The transcript is spliced from 4 exons. Gene Ontology annotation, cellular component: membrane. Gene Ontology annotation, molecular function: amino acid transmembrane transporter activity. NCBI's taxonomy places the organism in Eukaryota, Fungi, Ascomycota, Eurotiomycetes, Chaetothyriales, Herpotrichiellaceae.